This is a messenger RNA of Mizuhopecten yessoensis (Yesso scallop), 2670 nucleotides long. RefSeq lists its product as uncharacterized. Lineage: Eukaryota; Metazoa; Mollusca; Bivalvia; Pectinida; Pectinidae. The record is from RefSeq and is a predicted model, not a curated record. The coding region runs from base 1260 to 2168 and encodes 302 amino acids. The transcript is spliced from 2 exons.
ACGAGGAUAUUAACAGCGAGCUAUAGCACAAUCUUUGAUUGAUUGCGUUAUAAAUGAAAAAACAUUCAAUGCAGUGCAGUGCAGUUGGAAAACAGACAAGUGUGAUGUACGUUCUCAUGAGGCUGCUAGAGAGAGUCGACUGGAUACCGCACACUGAUUUCGUUAGAUGGCAAUCUAAUUGACACAGAUUAGUUUUCGAUUGCUCAAGUUAAGCGUGAUUAGAAUGCUUUUACUCAAACUGGACGGAGGCGAUAUAUUAAUCGAUACUUUUAACGCUGGCGGUUAUUUAAAUCGAGCUACCCGACAUUCCAAAACAAAGAAUAUGUUUCCCCAUAAUAUCAAGAACAACCCAAGCUUGCAGACGACAGGGUUUAACACUACCAUUUAACGUUUAAUUACACGUGUUGAUCAAUACGUAGUUAUUAGGCUAUUCCUGGAAUACCGAUUUGUCGUUUUGGCAUUUGACAGAUGUGCGCUUUCAUUAACGUCAUUGUGAGUGCUGAUUUUUUUGUUAACGUAUUUCAAAAUCUAUGGAUAUAGACGCCUGCAAGAACCACGUCAUUUAGGAGUAUGUCUGACCGUAUAAAAGGGAGCACAAAUGCCUCUCUGAAGAAGAGGACUAUACUGUAGCGACGUUGACUCGUAGUCGAUCCCGUGACAAAGAUUAUUCGGUCGUCAGCACAAGCUUCCAAAGAUCAAUAGCAGAGAGAAAAUGCAUGCUGUACUGGUAAAUAUGAUCCCCCAAAACCGUAUGCUGGAUUAGCUGGCCAACCUCUACUCAACGGAACAUGUUGUUUUUACGCCAGAAAUGUAUAUAGGUGUAGGUCGGUGAGUAUAUGUAUAAACUUGAACCUCAGGCAGUGAACGAACAAAACGUACAAGUAUUGAAAAGAACUAUACAGUGUUCAAGCACGGAUUCAUCUGUGAUUGUAUGACGAUGCAAAUUUGGAGUGUGUACCCCAGUGUUCUAUGUACCGGAAGGUCAGCCGUGGGAAUACGCCCAUUUAGCCAAUGUCGAGUAUGUACUGUCAUAUAGACAUAUUUAUAACCGGUUAACUAAUAAAUAGUGAAAAACGGAUUGGCUAGAUUUGUUUGAGUGUUAGCCUGCUUUUAUUUGGAUUGUGAAUUGACAAGCUUUGAAAAAACAAACCUUGGAGAUGGUUCUGAAAAAAACAGAUACCGGAUGUUAUUUAUGACAGUGUUCAGUGAUGACGAUUGGUCAGUCUAUUUAGACUAGGUUCUGUGAUGACCAGUGGGCGAUGAUACUGUGGAUACGUUAUGCAGCCAGUGUCUUAUCUCUCGCUUUAGUAUAUGAAUUUAUCGUCUCAUCAUCGGCUACUGCGAGAAGACCAAAGAGCGAUCAAGGACAGACACGACCCGUUCUGAACAAACAGUACAUGGAAGCCAUUCCAUCCAACAUUCCGGAGAAAAUAAACGCGUCAUUCUGGAAUCAUCUGCGAGAUUUAAGCAAUGGCGAUUGGACGCAAGGGCAUAUGAAAGUUGUACAAAAAUUUGAACAACAGUUUAUCAAGAUUUCAAAAAGUGCAGGAAACAAGAAGUUUCCUCAAUACUUGUUCCCGUCUAUAGACAACACUCUAAGGUCAAAGAGAACAAGACAACCCGUGUUAGAUAGAAUGAGUAUGCUAUUUAACUUUCUGCUGCGCGAGCUCCACCGCUUCGGGUCCAGCAGGCACAACAGUGUUCCACGAUCGAAUGCCACCGAUCGAACCUUUCUGAAGGAUAAAUGUGAACGGACCAAACGUGAAUCGCCCUCUUACCCACGUAAUAGCACUUCUUUAGAACACGCACAAUUCGAUACACAAGAGAAUAUAUCCUAUACUGAUAAACAAAACAGUUCUGGGCAGAAUGAUGACAACGAACGAAUAACAAUUGCGCCAUUGACUGAAUCAAUUCAAGCAAAUGAAAGUACUUCAAAACCACCAAAUGAAGUUACAACUAAUCGCAAGAGGAUAACAGUCCGGAGGUCACGUCGCCGUGCGUAUAGGUCGAGAGUUAUCGCUCCGAAAGUUAAAAAGAAGGUGGAAUGUCUGACAGUUGUGGCAUGCAUCCAUCCAUACAUAUCGUAUCUGGCGGGCACCAUAAUGUUUAUCUUGGUAGUAUACCUCAUCAUUGUGUUUGGUAAAUGUGUGUGUGACGAUUCCUUCUAGAGCUCAUGUAAAGACUAUGGAUAUGCAAAGACAACAUUUACCUAUGUACAAAGACGAAUGUAGACGGGCAGUGAGUAAACUAGAGAUACAAAACGUGUACCAACUAUAUAUUCUUACAAAAAGUAAAGUAGUGCAUUGUAUAUGUAGAGCAAGUUCUAUAGAAGUCCAGAUGCUUAUUUGAAAUACGUUCUUUACACUCUUGGGUAUUGCAGAUGCAAUGUAUCUAUAAGUUAUGCAAAAACAACUAAGGGUAACACCGACUGCGUGACAUUAUAUAUGAUAUUGAGAUUAAAAGGGCCCAUGUAAACAAUAACGGGUCAUGUAUCUUCAGCUGACAAGUGCUUACUUGGCAUGUCAAACACUAUGGUAAGAAGUAGCGAAACCUCUAGGGUUAACCCAAACAGUCCAGUUUGCUACUGGCAUGGUGUACUUGUCAAUUUAGUUCACCUUGUACUGCGAAUCACUUUGUUUUGGCGAGAUAUAGUUUCCUUGGUGUUUUUUU